Chaetura pelagica (chimney swift) is the source of this 2541-nucleotide messenger RNA. RefSeq names its product ankyrin repeat and MYND domain containing 1 (gene ANKMY1). Gene Ontology annotation, molecular function: protein binding. The transcript is spliced from 15 exons. Lineage: Eukaryota; Metazoa; Chordata; Aves; Apodiformes; Apodidae. The annotation marks the transcript as partial. The record is from RefSeq and is a predicted model, not a curated record.
AGAUACAAGGGACAGUUCUACCGGGGCCACCGCCACGGAAAGGGCGUUUGCUACUGGUCUGAUGGUUCGAAAUUCACAGGAGCUCUUUAUCUUGACCAUGUGGAAGGCUAUGGGACCUGGGAAUGGAUGGAUGGCAGAAAAUUUCAGGGGCUGUACAAAUGUGAUGAGAGAUUUGGACCAGGGAUUGAGAGCUAUCCAGAUGGCUGCCAGGACGUUGGCUUGUGGCUCAGGGAUUAUCUCAUUAAACUGUGUACUGAAGUACCCAAUUUGUUUUCUCUCUCGGAUUAUCCAGUGCACCACAGAUACAUUGAUGACAGUUCUCAAAAGAAGUAUAUUUCAGUUGAGGAAGACCCAUUUCUCCGUAGCUACAAGCAUCUCGCUUUUGAUGAUAAGGAUAUUUGCCCUGAAGGAGUCUUUGCAUAUUCUCAUGACACAGAUCAUCUUACUUUGACUCGCUCCUUCCUGGAAGAGUGUGAUGCCUGGUAUUUUCAAAACACCCCAAAGAUGCCUAAGGAAGACCCUUGGCCUGUUAAAAAUGUAACCCCUCUGCUAGUUAGAAUGCAGAUGCAUAUUUACAAGCACAGGCGCUGUCAGGCAAAAUUCACUCCUGAUGUUCGCCGCAUUCUCCGAGGAGCCCGUGGUACCUACGGCCCCCCAGGCCCCAGGGAACUUGCCGCAAAGCAGCUCAUUGAGGCAGCAGCACGAGGAGACUGUGCUGCGGCCCUUGUGAUCCUGAGGAAUGGGCUUGUUCACCCAGACACAGCCGACAAUCGGGGACACACAGCACUUGCUGUGGCCGCUGUUCAUUCCCACAACGAUGUUGUCAAUCUUCUUCUUGAUAGUGGAGCUGAUGUGAAUAAGUGUAAUGAUGAAGGAUUAUCUGCUCUCUCCAUGUGCUUUAUUCUUUUUUAUCCAGAAGAAUCUUUCAAGGGUAAUAUUGCCGAGAGGAGCUUGCACAGUUACAAGGAGAAUGAACAAUCAGAAUCCUCAGAAGUAGUCAGUGUGGCUGAAGGCAGAACCUCAGAACUACAGAAGAGAUGGGAAACAAUCCAACUGCUGCUUCGUCGAGGUGCAGAUCCCAAUACACCCUGGGUCCCACCACACCUUCUCUUCUUCGCUGUUAAAGCUGCAGAUGCAGAAGCAGUGAAACUCCUCUUAGCAAGGGGAGCCAGGACUGAUGUGCGGCUUUCAUCUAAGUUACGGGGAUUAACACCUCUGCACAUAGCUGUCUCCAUUCCUGGGGCAGAGGGGGUCCAGAUAACACAACACCUCUUGCAUUCUGCCCCAGAUCUGAACGCAAGGGCAGAAGAUGGAAAUGAAAUAUACACUCCAGACAAGGCUCAGGCCAUAGAAGCCAGCUGCACAGAAGGUGUCACAUUUCAGCUGAAGAACACAGCUGGGUCACCACAAGAGUACUUUUCCUCCUAUAGUGGUCCUGUCCCAGAGGAAGGUGGAAGGACUGCCCUGCAUAUUGCAUGUGAAAGAGAGGACAACCACAAGCAUGCCAGAGAUGUUAUCUGCCUCCUUUUAAAGCACCAGGCAAAUCCAAACAUGCUGUGGAGUGGCCAUUCACCGCUGUCCUUAGCCAUCGCCAGUGGGAAUGACUUGGCAGUGGCUGAGCUCCUCAAGCAUGGGGCUGACCCCAACCUGCCCCUGGGUGCAGCAGUCCACAGUGCCCUCUGCGCUGCGCUCAGCACAGCCUACGGAUGGGAGAGACCAGCAGCACAGAGGAUCGCUUUGGUUGAUAAGCUGCUUGAAGCUGGUGCAGAUAUCCUUGCACCAGUUACUCUUGGGGAGGGACAGGGCAAGGCUGUGGGAACAGUGGUGGACUAUGCCUACAACAUAUACGCUCAGGACUGGAGAAUCUCUCACACGCUGUACCACACCCUGUCUGCAGCUGAGCAGGAAGUUUUCCAAACCCGCCAGUCACUUCUGGAACACAUUUCAGAGAAACUCCGUGAGCGCAUCAUCCUGAAAGAGAAAGAACUGCCCUUCUUUAAGUACUGCUACCAGUGUGGCCGCUCAGUUGGGGUCCAGCUGUCACUUUGUACGCGUUGCCAUGAAGUCUUCACUUGCAGUGAAACCUGCAAGAAGAAAUCCUGGGCCGAGCGGCACAGGCAGGAGUGCAGGGGGCUGCGGGAUGUUCUCCUCCAUUCUCAGAACACUAGCCUUAUCAACCAGAAGAAAAAGAUGGAGGGUGACAUCUCCCAGCUGCAGACAGAGGUGGAAGAGGCCAUUCAGGAGUGUCGGAAUGCUGAGGAGAAAGCCAAGAAGGCCAUCACCGAUGCAGCCAUGAUGGCAGAGGAGCUGAAGAAGGAGCAGGACACCAGUGCCCACCUGGCACGGAUGAAGAAGAACAUGGAGCAGACCAUCAAGGUCCUGCAGCUGCAGUUGGAUGAGGCAGAGCAGUUGGCCCUCAAGGGAGGGAGGAAGCUGAAGGACCUGGUGAGCAAGCUGGAGAAUGAGAAGCGCAAUGCCGAGAAUGUCAAGGGCCUCCACAAGUCUGAGCGGCACAUGAAGGAGCUCAGCUACCAGGUGUAG